AAGCCUCUAUAACUCACAGUUUCUUCAACCAAUCAAACCCUAAAAGCAUCACUGAAUCGAUUAAAAUGAAGUGUAAAAUUCAUCCAGUACAGUUCUUCAAGAAGCUUCGUUCCAGGAUUCCUCGCCGGAGACGAUGGCAGAUUUCUCCGAUUCUGCGUACGUCUCUCUGUUCGAUUUUUUCUGAUGCGAAAACUUGCUCGGUUGAUUUCUCGGUUGAUUCGAGUGCGUAUUCUCAGUUGACGAGAGAUGUUUCGUGCAAUUCAAGCAGAGUUUCAGUUGGACCAGAUGAUUUGAAAAUCAGUAAACCUAGAGCUUCUCCGAAGAAGAUAGGUUUUCAGGAGAUCAGCGAAUCUGAAUCGAAAGAGGAGGUUCGGUGUGAAAACUCUCGACGAAUUACGAGGUCUUAUAGCAGACAGAGAGAGAGCGAGAAGGAGGAGAAGAGAGGAUUUGGAAAUGACGAAGUAGAAUUGUUGGAGUCUUCUUGCGUUGAGUCGUGUUCUGGAAGGAAAUCGGUGGAUAGAAGUUCGAAGUUGAGGAGAAGAACUGCUAAUGGAGCUGACAAUGCGAAGCGAAUUAGAGGAAUUGAAGAUUCUGAAGCAAUUACUCGAUCUGGAUUUUCUGGUGUUCAAACAGUUUUGGACGAAUUUUCCUGGAAAAUUUUGAAUUCCGGUGGAGAAAAUGUGAAAGGAACAGAUAAUUCAAUUGGAAUUAAGGAAAACGAAGUUGCUCCAGUUACUUCUGGUUUAGAAUCGUCAUCUGAAGUGAAAUUUGGAAGCAUCUGUUCAUAUAUCGGCAAAUUAUCUGACAAAACAAUCGAAGACGGUGAAAACAGAGUUUCUGGAACUGAAGUGUCACCAAAGAAUGCCGAUACGAAUUUCACAAUUUCGAAUUCCGAAUCGACUAUAGAACAGAAACCGAAGUUCAUUGCAGCUGAUUCUGAUCUCGCUUGUUCGGAGCAUCUCUCUUACGGAGACAUUUCAGAUUACUCAUCACUGUUUUCUGAACUACAAUCGGAGAUUUUACUGGAAGGUUCAGACCUAGAUUUUUCAGACUACACUCCAUCCAUAUGGUUCGACUCUGGAAGCCAAUUUUCCGAGGGAUCGGUCGGUGAUAAACCUCCAUCGCCUACUUUCUCGUUGUUCCUUCAUUACAGUCAACAAUUCUGCAGAUCAACCUCUCCAUUAAAUUCGAAAGUUCCUUCAAGCGUUGAAGAUGACUAUUCUGAUGGAUCCACAUUGUUGAGGUUUGAAGAUGAGGAAGACGAAGAGAGCUAUCAGAUGUUCAGAAACAGAGAGAGAAGGCAAGUGUAUCUACGCGACUACGCGGAGGAGUACUGCUCCGCGACGGAGUACGGCAAACUCAUCAUUCAGCAACGGUUGCAGAUGGUCCACUGGAUAGUUGAGCAAUCUGCCACAAAGGAUCUCCACAGGGAGACGAUGUUUCUUGGUGUUAACCUCCUGGACCGAUUCCUAUGUAAAGGGUUCUUCAAAAACAAGAGGAGUCUUCAAAUUGUUGGAAUUGCCUGUCUGACAUUAGCCACCAGGAUAGAAGAAAACCAGCCCCUCAACAGUGUGCGACAAAAGACAUUCGCUGUUGGGACCAUUGUGUAUAGCAGAUGUGAGGUGGUGGCCAUGGAAUGGCUAGUGCAGGAAGUCCUCAACUUCCAGUGCUUCUUGCCCACCGUCUACAACUUCUUAUGGUUCUACCUAAAAGCUGCAAGAGCUAAUGAAGCGGUGGACAAGACUGCCAAGUACCUGGCAGUGCUAGCACUACUGGGCCACGAGCAGCUGUGUUACUGGCCCUCAACUGUGGCAGCUGGCCUAGUCAUCCUUGCUUCUCUAGCAGCCAAUCAAGAUUCCUGCUGCCAUCGGAUAAUAGAGACUCAUGCCAGAACAAAAGAUGAUGAUCUACCCGGAUGCAUCAAGAGCCUGGAAUGGUUGGUGAAGUACAUAUAUUAGCAUUCAUUGGAAUGUGAAUAUAGCAUUUUUGUUUUCUUACACCUCUUCACACUUGGAUCACAAAGACAAGGGUGAUCAGGAGACAAAGGUAAUCUUUCUGUAGUUUGAUGAAAUAGAAUAACACAAAUCUAUUCCCUUCUCAGUGUAACAGGAGAAUGACACAUUGUCAUCGUUGUCGUUGUUGUAAGCUGUCCAUAGAAGAAAAUAUAAUCUGUAGACAAAAUAUGUACCUUCUUUUCAUAUGAAGCUUGUUACUGCUCAACAAAUGACUGAGUAUCGAAAAUAGAAUUUGU
Cornus florida is the source of this 2251-nucleotide messenger RNA. Its product is annotated as cyclin-SDS. Gene Ontology annotation, cellular component: cytoplasm; nucleus; cyclin-dependent protein kinase holoenzyme complex. The transcript is spliced from 7 exons. The record is from RefSeq and is a predicted model, not a curated record. Gene Ontology annotation, biological process: mitotic cell cycle phase transition; regulation of cyclin-dependent protein serine/threonine kinase activity. NCBI's taxonomy places the organism in Eukaryota, Viridiplantae, Streptophyta, Magnoliopsida, Cornales, Cornaceae. Bases 66 to 1958 code for a protein of 630 amino acids. Gene Ontology annotation, molecular function: cyclin-dependent protein serine/threonine kinase regulator activity.